Messenger RNA from Trypanosoma theileri, 1104 nucleotides. RefSeq lists its product as uncharacterized. The coding region runs from base 1 to 1104 and encodes 367 amino acids. The transcript has a single exon. NCBI's taxonomy places the organism in Eukaryota, Euglenozoa, Kinetoplastea, Trypanosomatida, Trypanosomatidae. The record is from RefSeq and is a predicted model, not a curated record.
AUGACUGAUGGUGUUCACGUCAGAACAGCUGCUGCUGUCCGCACCGCGGUGCUGUGGGUGUCGCUCUGUAUGCUUCUGCAGCACCUGGGCCACCACCCGCAGUUCACAGCAGAGGCGGAGGGAAGUGUUCAAGUUAACAUUGUGCGGUAUUUCACACUUCCCAACAGUAAGUUCACAAGUUUUCCUGGUGGGGAGGUUAGUUCCGUUACUUCCGCCAAACUUUGUAGUGCGAAUGGUGGAUCUCUUGUGUCCGGUCAGUCGGCUGCUGCACAAGAUGCCAUUACUACAGAGCUGAGGAAGGCGUUCGAAGGUUCCCAGGUUGCCUCACAUACAUUCAUGGGUGGGGAUGCAUCGUACAAUGUUAUCUGGGAGAUAGACCCUACCAAAAAAUGCAAAGUAGGGGUUAAAGGUGUCGCUUCACUUAAUUGUAUCUAUCAAUGGAACAUCGGGGAAUUUGCACCGGGAUCAUAUGACGGCCACGGUGUUCCAUUUUACCGUGGCUCGUAUUAUAGUGUUGCUGGUGCAGGACCAAUGAAUGGGUACACACCGUUCUGGGAGAACAACUACCCUGGACGUGGUCAGCCUUACCUCAUUUCUCGAUUCGUCGUACAUGUGGGAUCAAGAGCACUGUGGUAUGAUGGCGACAGUUGGGCAAAAUUCAAUCCCGACACACCUCCAAACAGCUUUGCGUCUGUCUGUGAAGUUCAAGAUGGUCUGGUCGGAAAUAGCUCAUUCCCACCAACAGAAUCAAAGACAACAUGGAUCCAGAAGCAUUGGUAUGUCCCUCUGAUCAUUGCUGUGGUUGUGCUGGCGGCUAUCAUUGCACUGAUUGUACUCUGUUGUUGUCUUGGUGGCCGUGAUGAAGAGAAGUACUUGCAUCCAAUGGUCAUUAGAGAUAUCAGCAAUGAACCACUACGUGCACGUGAAAUCAUUGAUUAUGAUGGUAAUGUUGAUGACAUGGGUUUUCAUGACAGGGGUAUGUCCAUGGUUCCAUCACACCCCAUGCCAAUGGAAGAUAUUGAAUCUGCAAAUGUAUCCGUGUACUCUGCGGCAGAGAACAAUAUUUACGGUGAUGGAGAUGUUUUCUUGAAUGGCAACCGAUAA